This is a messenger RNA of Trametes versicolor FP-101664 SS1, 1395 nucleotides long. RefSeq lists its product as uncharacterized. Lineage: Eukaryota; Fungi; Basidiomycota; Agaricomycetes; Polyporales; Polyporaceae. The transcript has 2 exons. The coding region runs from base 1 to 1395 and encodes 464 amino acids. The record is from RefSeq and is a predicted model, not a curated record.
AUGCCCUCCUCAACUUCACCUUUCAGCUCAUUUGGCGAUGGCUCUGGAUCCUCUUCCAGCAAGCCGCUCUUCUACCUCCGUGAUGUUACAUCUCCGUCCUUAUUUUCCCAGACACAAUCCCCCGAUACAGAGCUCGACAUACUCCCCAAGCUCGUUCAGUCUCCAAGACCAGCUUACAUCCGUCAUCUCAGUACUCCUACAUCGUUCCUUUCUGAGGAGCCGUUGGGUCUCUUGCAGAUCCCUGCGGAUUCUCCCCCAGGCGCGAACGAUUCAGAAGAUUACGGCGGGCCAACGCGCGCUAGCAUCCGCGCUUGGGCGAAGGCAACCCCCGCGGGACCACCCAAGAAAUCGUCGACUCGGACCGCGCUCAACCUACCGCAGUCCGGCUCAGACGACAGCCUCGUACAUUCAAACACCACUCGGGCAGUGCGCGACCUACCAGUGUCUGCGGAGAGCAGCAUCCAACGCACGAGCAGUCAGUCCGGGGACAAUAGCCCGGGGAUUGACCGGGAGGAGAGUUCAGGGGAUGCUGCGGAUGGCGAGAGCUCGGGGAGUGAGCAAAACUCCGCCUCGCCCCUCACAAGUAGCCCGUCUCCGGACAAGGUGAAGCUCGCAGCGCAGCGUGAGCUCACUGCUCCCCACCCGCAUCCCCGUCCUCCUUCACCGUCAUCAAAUGCUCAACCCAUUGCGCAUCCACAACCCCAGCCAGCCUUUACGAGACCCUCUGCUGAUGUACACCAGUACUCAACCGCCCAUCCUCACUCACAUGCCCAUGCCCAUGCUCACGCCCACGCCCACGCCCAUUCUCAUGCCCACCCCUAUCCUCAUGCCCACUAUCCCUCCUCGCACUCCGGAUCCAGCCCCGAAUCCUCGUCCCCAGACCAAAUCGCCGCCCGAGCGCCGGCCUCGAUCCCAGACCCGACGCCUACGCAUGCGGAUUUACUUGAACACCCAGAGCAACGCCACCACCGGCGGCGGCCUCGGGAACGAGAGCGGGAACGAGAGCGGGAACGCGACCGGGAGAGGCGAACACGUCACCCCAAGCCACCCGGGGUCAAGGUCGUUUCCAUGCCUGCGCUCCCGCCCCUCCGUCCGCUCCGUCCACCACCUCCCCCGCUCCCCAUGCGUGCGCUGCCGACCUUCUCGCCGCGCACGAUCUCGGUGCCGAUCCCCUCCGAAGCGGGCAACAACAUCUUCAAGGAGAUCGAGAACAUGCUCAAGACGACACGCAAGCCGCUGCUCCGCGUGCACCGGGAGAUGGACCCGAACGAGGACGAUAUGGGCUGGGCGCCGUUCCCUACGGGCCGCUCCCGGUCCAAUGGCUCGACGCCUGUGCGCCGCGAGAACGACGUGCUUGAGGACAUCCGGACGAUGGUUCACUGGUCGCUCCGGUAG